AUGCGCAGACACGGUUUGAGACUUGUGGGGCGACCAGCCACCUCCCGCACCGGCACCCUGGGUGGUGCGGGGUGUUGGCCGACGCUCGUGUCAUCGCCGAGCGUCGGGAGCGGGCGGGUGAGCCAGCCGCACCACCUGCUCUACUCGUCCGCGUCGCGCCCCGUCGGUUCGCCCUUCUCAUCUUUCCUCAAAGAGGCCCAACAGCAGGCUGCCGCCGCCGCUGCCGCCACCCCCGCCCCCUCUCUGGCACCCUCCGCGGCCACUGCGGAGGAGAACAGCAGCGAGUCCCUUCCCAACUCGCCCUCGUCCCCUUCCAGUGCCCCAGUCGCCCCCGGUGUGAUGCUGGUGGAGGAGAGCAUGAUCCCCGAGUACGACCUCAUCGUCAUCGGCAGCGGGCCGGCCGGACAAAAGGCCGCCAUUCAGAGCUCGAAACUGGGCAAGCGCGUGGCGCUGGUGGACGACGGAGCGUGGCUGGGCGGGAUCUGCCUCAACACCGGCACCAUCCCCUCCAAGACCCUCCGCGAAGCCAUUCUGUACCUGAGCGGAUUCAAGCAGCGGUUCUUCUACGGCAAGAGCUACACGGCCAAGGAGAACUGGAACUUCUCCGACCUCACCUACCGCGUGCAGAGCGUGAUCAAGCGCGAGAAGGAGGUGAUCAUGAACCAGAUCACCCGCAACCACGUCACCCAUGUGCGAGGCCGUGGCUCGUUCUGGGACGCCAACACGAUCCUCGUCAGCGAUUCGCAUGGAACGAAGGGAAAGCUGAGAGGCAAGCACAUCCUGGUGGCGUGCGGUACCCGGCCGGCCCACGACCCGAACAUCCCCUGCGACGGCAAGUACAUCUUCGACGCCGACCAGAUCCUCAACCUCUCCGAGAUGCCCCGCAACCUGAUCGUGGUCGGGGCCGGCGUGGUGGGCAUCGAGUACGCCGCUAUGCUGGGCUCCCUGGCCAACACGCAGGUGACGGUGAUCGAUCAGAGGCCCGAGCUGCUGGAGUUUGUGGACCGCGAGAUCGUCGACAACCUGGUCUUCCACAUGCGUGAGGCGCGAGGCAAGUUCAGGCUGGGUGAAAAGGUGAAAAACGUGAAGGUCGACGAGGCGCGCAAGCGCGUUAUUGCCGAGCUGGAGAGCGGGAAGCGCGUGAUCGGCGACUCGCUCCUGUACGCCGUGGGGCGGCAGUGCAACUCUGACUCGCUUAACCUCGCCGCCGCCGGCCUCACCGCCGACGCUCGAGGGCGCCUGAGGGUGAACGAGCACUACCAAACGGCGGUGCCGCACAUCUACGCCGCCGGCGACGUGAUCGGCUUCCCGUCCCUCGCGUCGUCGUCGAUGCUGCAGGGCCGCUUGGCCGUGUGCCACAUGUGGGGCCAACAGUGCGCCCGCGUGCAGCCCAGCCUCAUCCCCUACGGCAUCUACUCCAUUCCUGAGAUCAGCAUGGUGGGGCAGACCGAGCACGAGCUGACCAAGAACAACAUCCCCUACGAGUACGGCAUCGCGCGCUACUCGGAGAUCGCCAAGGGCAUGAUGAUCGGCGACGAGACCGGCGGCAUGCUCAAGAUUCUCUUCCACCAGGAGACCCGCAAGGUGUUGGGCGUGCACGCCAUCGGAGAGAGCGCAACGGAGAUCAUCCACAUCGGACAGGCCGCGCUGGCGAUGGGGGCGACGAUCGACUACUUCACCAACAACGUCUUCAACUUCCCCACCUUCGCCGAGGCCUACCAGGUUGCCGCGCUCGACGGCUACAACAAGAUCAUGGCCUAA
This is a messenger RNA of Acanthamoeba castellanii str. Neff, 1761 nucleotides long. Its product is annotated as soluble pyridine nucleotide transhydrogenase. Lineage: Eukaryota; Discosea; Longamoebia; Acanthamoebidae. The transcript has 10 exons. Bases 1 to 1761 code for a protein of 586 amino acids. Gene Ontology annotation, cellular component: cytosol. Gene Ontology annotation, molecular function: dihydrolipoyl dehydrogenase (NADH) activity; flavin adenine dinucleotide binding. The record is from RefSeq and is a predicted model, not a curated record.